AUGCAUGCCAAAAAAACCGAAGAUGAACGCAAGUCGAUGGUCGAAGAUGUUAUUCAAGCGGUAGCAGACUAUUUUCAGAUUUUAACGGACCCAUCGAUUUUGUUCUGCGACGAGCCAACAUCUGGCCUUGAUUCAUACACGGCUUUACGGGUAAUAUUCAAUAUUGACAAUUGCUUUCUGAACUGUGAUUCAAGCUUGAAUGUUAUUAAGGUUGUUGUUGCUCUGAAAAUGUUAGCAUCUAAAGGGAAAACAGUUAUCAUCACUAUCCACCAACCUUCGAGUCAAGUUUAUGAGAUGGCGGACAGGUGA
Molecule: messenger RNA, 309 nt
Organism: Ostertagia ostertagi
Lineage: Eukaryota; Metazoa; Nematoda; Chromadorea; Rhabditida; Trichostrongylidae
Source: the annotation of a GenBank genome assembly